GACACAUGGGUCGACACCAGAACCUUUCGUUUUUUAUCUAAUGUGUGUCUGAAAUAGGACACGCUGGAGUCAGAUAUGAACAGUCAUGGGCUUUCCUCCGUCCACUCUUGAAAUUUCUGCGCGUCGAUAUUUUAUUUUUUGGAUUUGCGGAGACGUUCCUCGUGAUGUUCAGUGGUGAUAACGGGACUGCGGGCGAUAUUUUAUUCGCGCAUUCUUUCGUUUGAACGAGUCUCGCGUGGACCUAUCACUGAUCCGUGUAAUGUCUUUGCAGUGACACGCGCACGGCUCUUUAACAACUGACUUAACAUGUCGGUUUGUUUUGCAUCGUUUUGUUCGUCUUUAUCACGUAUUUUCUCCCCGCGUUAAUUUCUGGACUGCUCGAUUAUUGGGGAAGAUAGCGGGCUAUUCAUUUUUCAUCUGCAAGCAUCCGCACGAAGAAGAGAGGAAAAAGAAAACGACAGAGAAACGACAGAUGGACGUGAAGAAAUGAAUGAGAUUCACUGAAGAACAGGACGAAUCACAGUAAGGUUCUCCAUCAGUGAGCAGGCGAUAGGGAAGGAGUGUCCCACAUUGAAGCGCCUGCUGACCGCCCUCCCCCCACCACCCUUCGCUUUGUCCACAGCAUGGCUCUCUCUCUCUGGAUCUUCUUUACCUGCACCAUCGGCCUCAGCCUCGUCAGCCCCUCCUCACAGGCGUUAAGUCGCUCCGCAAUGCCGUUUGGUCUGAUGAGGAGGGAGCUAGCGUGCGAGGGUUACCCCAUAGAGCUCCGCUGCCCUGGCAGUGAUGUCAUCAUGAUUGAGACAGCCAACUACGGUCGCACCGAUGACAAGAUUUGUGACGCUGAUCCCAUUCAGAUGGAGAAUGUACAGUGCUACCUGCCAGAUGCCUUCAAGAUCAUGUCACUGAGGUGUAAUAAUCGGACUCAGUGUGUGGUGGUGGCUGGGUCUGAUGUUUUUCCUGACCCCUGUCCAGGGACCUACAAGUAUCUGGAAAUCCAGUAUGAAUGUGUGCCAUACAUCUUUGUAUGUCCUGGGACUCUGUUAAGGGUGCAAGCAGCAAGUUUGCUGCAGGAGGCGGAGCACCAGUCGGGGGCAUGGUGUAAGGAUCCCCUGCAGUCUGGAGACCGUCUUUACGUCAUGCCCUGGACUCCGUACCGCACAGAUAUGUUGUACGAGUAUGCCUCGUGGGAAGACUUCAAGCAGAAUCGAGCCACAACCACUUACAAGCUUCCAAAUCGAGUAGAUGGAACAGGCUUUGUUGUGUAUGAUGGUGCUGUUUUUUACAACAAGGAACGCACACGCAACAUUGUCAAAUAUGACUUGCGCACUCGUAUAAAGAGUGGUGAAGCCAUAGUCAAUAAUGCCAACUACCAUGACACCUCACCAUACCGUUGGGGGGGCAAGUCCGAUAUUGACCUGGCGGUGGAUGAAAAUGGUCUAUGGGUCAUCUACGCUACCGAGGCCAACAAUGGACGACUGGUUGUCAGCCAGGUUAACCCCUACACCCUACGCUUCGAGGGGACUUGGGAGACUAGCUUCGAUAAGCGACUGGCAUCCAAUGCCUUCAUGGCAUGUGGCGUUCUGUAUGCGGUUCGUUCUGUGUAUCAAGAUGACGACAGCGAGGCAGGUGGAGACCUGGUGCUGUACGCUUAUAACACCAACCGAGCACGAGAGGAGCCCGUCCACAUCCCCUUCCCCAACCCCUACCAGUAUGUCUCCUCUGUGGACUACAACCCUCGAGAUAACCAACUCUAUGUCUGGAAUAACUACAAUGUGCUGCGCUACCCCCUGGAAUUUGGCCCACCGGACCCUACCGCUGAUCCUCUUGCCACCACUCAGAUGAUCAGCACAACUCCGGCAAGACCCAUCACUUCCAGCUCCAUCCCCUCCACCAUGCGACCUCUGCCACCCACCGCUCACCCAAUAGGGGCCAUCAACAAGGCACCAGAUCUGCGACCCAUCACUGCCACUGUGCCGGUGACCCGCAGACCCCUGCGGGUACCACCACAGGGCCCUGAGCUGCAAGUGUGCGAAGCCUGCGUGGCCCGAGGGGUGCAGUGGCCCGCCACCCAGAGAGGAGAGACCGUAGACAGGCCUUGUCCCAAAGGAUCAUUAGGCAUCGCCUCCUUCCAGUGUUUGUUGUCACCUGUGCUGUGGAACCCUCGCGGGCCUGAUCUGAGUAACUGCACAUCGCCGUGGGUCAACCAGGUGGCACAGAAGAUAAAAAGCGGAGAGAAUGCAGCAAACAUCGCCGCUGAGCUGGUGAACCACACGCAGGGCCGCAUUUAUGCCGGUGAUGUCAGUUCCUCUGUCAGACUCAUUGAGCAGCUUUUGGAUAUAUUAGAUGCACAGCUGCAAGCACUCAGACCCGGGAAUAAGGAAUCGGCAGCCAGGAACUACAAUAAGUGGCAGAAGAGAGAGCGGACCUGUCGGGCUUAUAUUCAGGCGGUGGUGCAGACGGUGGAUAAUCUGUUGCGUGUGGAGGCUUUAGAGUCAUGGCAGGACAUGAACAGUACGGAGCAGGCACACACCGCCACCAUGCUGCUAGACGUCAUGGAGAAAGGAGCCUUCCUGCUGGCCAACAACAUGUACAAUAACCAUUUCUCCGACCAUGCUGCCAAUGUCGAUCUAGAGGUGCGUGUACUGAACACAGAGACGGAUUCUCAGGAUUUGUCCUUCCCUCAGAACAGCCCCAGCGACAGCAGCAUCCAACUCUCUGCCUCCACCUUCAAACAGUACAGCCGCAAUGGCCAGGUGAAAGUGGUCUUUGUGCUCUAUAAGAAUCUGGGUUCAUUCCUCUCCACUGAAAAUGCCACUGUGAAGAUGGAGAUGGAGGCGGGGCCUGGUGGGCGGGGCCUGGCGGUGAAUUCACACGUCAUCGCUGCGUCAAUCAAUAAAGAGUCCAGUCGAGUGUUUCUGACCGAGCCUGUGGUAUUCACACUUAGACAUUUACAGCUAGAGAAUCAUUUCAGUCCAAACUGUUCAUUCUGGAACUACUCAGAACGCUCGAUGACGGGCCAGUGGUCGUCGCAGGGCUGCAGACUGAUGGAAACUAACAGCACGCACACCACCUGCUCUUGUAGCCAUCUUACCAACUUCGCUGUGCUGAUGGUACACCAUGAAACUGAUUAUCAGGGAAGGAUGCAUGAGUUGAUUCUCUUUGUGAUCACGUGGGUUGGUAUUGUGAUUUCGUUGGUGUGUCUCGCUAUUUGCAUCUCCACCUUCUGCUUUCUGCGAGGCCUGCAGACCGACCGCAACACGAUCCACAAGAACCUCUGCAUCAACCUCUUCAUCGCUGAGCUCCUCUUCCUCAUCGGCAUUGACAAGACACAGUACCAUAUCGCGUGCCCCAUUUUUGCUGGCCUGCUGCAUUUCUUCUUCCUGGCAGCGUUCUCAUGGAUGUGUCUGGAGGGAAUCCAGCUCUACCUGAUGCUGGUGGAGGUGUUUGAGAGCGAAUACUCCCGGAAGAAAUAUUACUACCUGUGUGGCUAUUGCUUUCCUGCCCUAGUGGUGGGCAUCUCAGCCGCCAUCGACUACCGCAGCUACGGGACUAAGAAAGCGUGCUGGCUGAGAAUGGAUAACUACUUCAUCUGGAGUUUUAUUGGCCCGGUGUCCUUCAUUAUCAUGUUAAACCUGGUGUUCCUCAUGAUAACACUUCACAAGAUGAUCUGCAACUCAUCCGCCCUCAAGCCCGACUCCAGCCGCCUGGACAACAUCAAGUCCUGGGCUCUGGGGGCUACUGCUCUGCUCUUCCUCUUGGGUCUGACCUGGGCCUUUGGCCUCCUCUUCAUCAAUGAGAACACAGUCAUCAUGGCGUACCUCUUCACCACCUUCAACGCUUUCCAGGGCAUGUUUAUCUUCAUCUUCCAUUGCGCUCUACAAAAAAAGGUGCAUAAGGAGUACAGCAAGUGCCUGCGUCAUUCUUACUGUUGCAGUCGCACAUCUACUACAAGCUCUCAUGGAUCGCUGAAGAACUCUGCCCUGCGCGCCAACAACCGUUACUAUACCAGCAGCCAGGCACGCCACACAGCGGUGCAUAGACAGAGCAGAAUCCGUCGUAUGUGGAACGACACGGUGCGGAAACAGACAGAGUCCUCCUUCAUGGCCGGAGACAUCAACAGCACCCCCACCCUCAACCGGGCUACAAUGGCGAAUCAUCUUCUGACCAACCCUGUGCUGCAGACCCGUACAGGAACCUCACCCUACAACACCCUGCUGGCUGAGACGUUUACCCCACCCUCACCCGGAGUUUUCAACUCCACUGGAACUUUUCGUGACCCAAAGUGCACUCUGUCUAAGAAUCGAGAUCAUGGAGGCAUGGAGACAUUGCCUCUGAAUGGUAACUUCAACAACAGCUAUUCUUUGCGCAGUGUCGGGGGUACUGGUGGUCCCGGCGGCAGCUGUGACUUCUUGGGAGGCGGAGGUGGGGAUAGUCCCCCUCCCCUACUCAACCCACGGGGUUCAGAAACUCUCGGCGGCAUACGGAGAAACCUCUCGGAUGCAGUGGCAUUUGAGAAGAUGAUCAUAUCGGAACUAGUGCACAAUAAUCUACGAGGUGGUGGGGCUGGGGGUGGAGACAGAACGUGUGGCAGCCUGGCCAGAGGACAUGGCCACAUGGGAAUGGGGCGGGGCAGAGUUGGGGCUGAGCCAACAAUAGGCUUGGAGGACGACGAAGACUUUCGUUCAAGAGAAGUGUGCCAACGCACACCGCAGGACAUGGAACUGCUGUAUAAAGCUCUUGAGGAGCCCCUACUCCUGCAGCGCGCCCAGUCCGUGCUUUACCAGAGUGAUGCUGAGGAAUCUGAAAGCUAUACAGCAGACCUGACUGAGAGCUUGGGUAACAGCGGUCACAGUGGUCAAAGUGCAGCUGGUCAGGGCCACAGCGGAGCCCCUGAUUCACCAGCGCGGGACUCCCUUUACACCAGCAUAACCAACCUUCAAGAUUCGCCAUACCCUGAUAGCAGCCCGGAACCAUUAGAGGUGGUUCCACGCUCGGCCCAGCCUCCAGAAGAGCUGUACUACAGCUCGGGCCAGCCAGCUAUAGGCUCCCGCGGAGCCCCCAUGCAGACCUUCUACCAGGCUCCUCCUAGGAGACCUAGCAAUGAAGCCCACCCCACCCCACCCGAGCCCCCCCACAGUGAGGGAGAUGGACAAAUGCAGUUGGUCACCAGCCUGUGACCAUGAAGAAGAGGUGGAGGAGAAAAAAUGCCACAGGGUUUGAUGCUAAGUGCCGAUGAUGAUGGACUCCUCUUCUGUCUCUAAUGCCCUAUUUAUGUCUGGUUGCCUUUUUACUCUUUCAUUUGUUUUGAAGUGAGAGGUAAGGAAAGCCUACACAGGGAGAGCGAGAGAGAGGUUUGUCUCCAUGGCAGCAAGGUCUCUGAAGUGCUGUGUAACCACGCUCUCUCAUUAGGAUCAUUUUCCACUCCCUCCUAACCCUGACACACACAUACAAAAACAGUAAGUCCAACUAUAUGCCUUUUCUCAAUGGACCUCUCUGCCUUCAGCUCUCUUUACUUCUAGAAUAUCCCCAACCAUUAUAUCCUAGUCUCUAUUUUUCUGUUUAUUUGACGUCGAGUAUUAACAUCUUUUUUUUUUACUUUUGUCGUUCCUUACCUUGUCUUUCCUUUCUCUGUCUGUCUUCAUCAUUAAUUGAUGAGAGUUGUUACACAAGGAGAUGGGGCUAUGCCAUUAUACUGCAAAGUGACAAAAAAUCUCUCUGAAAGCUCUUCAGUGUUGCCAAAAAUAACUGUUUUUGAGCCAGAACACAAACUGGAAUCCACACACACACUCACAGAAGUGCUAGUUACUGAACAUCAAGAGUGUGAACACAUAUAGGGAAAACAAGGACUGUUGUUCAGAAACAGGCUGCCUCAGUGGAGUUGCCUUUAUUUCUCCCUGAACUUUCCCUUCUGUACAGAACAACCACAGAGACCAGGAACUGGGGGAAAGGGAGGACACAACUCAUCGUCAGCAGGCUGUCUUGAAGCUGCUUGGCAGUCCAGAGUUGGACUGUGAAAGGGACCUUUUCAAGGGUUUUGUUCUGAUUAAAGGGGCCGGAUCACAGACUGAAACUGCCUUCGGAAUCACAGAUGGAUAUUUUAGGUGGACGUGCUGUAUCACCUGUGUGUUAUUGUCACUAGAAGAAUUUUUUUGCUACUUCUUCAGCUGAGUCCAACUACUGUAUAUAUACGAAACACAUGAAAGCAAGUCUUAUUCUACUCGUCUCCUGUACAUAGAUAAACCAUAUGAACAAAAGCAACAAAAAAGUAUCAAAUACUAUGAAAAUAUUUCUUGUACUGCUACAGAAAUUGAAAACUUUAACGUUAAAAAAUAAAGAUGUUUUGAAGUUUGUGACCUGAGCGACACUGCAAAUCUCUCUCUCCCUUUCUUUCGCUCUCUCUGGCCCUCAUUGAGCACAGCGGUGCCAGGAAAUCUAAUUGUCUGCCAGACAGUGAGAGAGAGACAGAAAGAUAGAAAGAGAAGGAUUUUACAUGCAAACAAGGUAAAUCCUGGCACAAUUUUUAUGUAAUGUACCCCAUUACAUGUUGGUAAUGUUUGACCUUCAACAUUCCCAGACAGGAAGUGCUUGACAUGAAUUAAAAGGGGAAUACGCUGUGCCCCAGGGCCGCACUGGUGCAGUGUGGAUUGAUUGAGAGCAGCCAUAAUGUAGUGCAGGGUAUGUUUUAUGUGGGGAGUGUAAUAGAAAUCAGAUGACUAGAUGAAUAGAAUAAAAGAUAUUUAGGUGAACAAAAAUCAGAGGCACAUAUCCAGAAAUGUUUUAGUUGCAAACACUAGAUUGUAUUUGACUGUUUUUACAUGUUUCAGUUGGUGUGACAGUUAAUUUACAAUUUGUAUUUGUCUGAAUGUGAACAUUUGGAUGACUGUAAACCAGAGUAUGUGUGUGUGCAUUUAAGAGGCUAUUUUUACUGGGUUAGAUGGACCCACAUUAAAUGAACAGGAGGCAGAGUAAAUCUAUAUCUAUAUUAAAGCUUGGUAGAAGCUUCCAAGAGUUUGUUAAAGGUAUUUUAAAUGUUAUUUUGCCAGUCAAGUACAAUGGAAACUGAGAUACACAGAAAAACAGAAUUCGCAUUCAUUGAGUGACAACAACAUCUGACCAAUGAGAUGCAGUGUUUGUGGGUUAGAAUGCCCAUAUGCAAAUGAGCUUUGUAGCCUAUUGAACAAAAGAGGGAUAUUCAUGAGUGCUCCACCCUUCUGAAGACUGCUCAGUCUUCAAACUCUUUAUCGUCUUUGAUGUUUUACUGUAUUUAUUAAUAUUUAUUUGUCUAUUUUGAUUAUUUAUGCACUUAUUCAUUUAUUCAACCAUGGUUUUCAUUCAACAGUGUGUACAGAGCAUAUGUGGGGAUGAUGGAGAAAGAGAGAAAGAGUAGUGGGGAAUAUACAUGUUUAAUGUGAGUCAGCGGAAGAGGCGAUGUCAAGGCUACACUAGCUAGGCCCGGCCUGGCUUAGCGAGAGCUCCGUAUGGAGCUCAGAGGACAAGGACGCUCUGCUACACCCAUUGUCAGAGGUAGAUGGCAUUGCGAAUCAACACCAAAUCAUUCAUUCAAUGCACUGCCUGCCCACCCCCCCCACCCCCAUCUCUCUCUCUCUCUCUCUCUCUCUCUCUCUCUCUCUCUGGGUUGUGUACCAUUUAUAAUGGCAUUGAGAAUGUCUUUAAAAUGCCAAUUGAAUUCCUGAAUUUGAA
Messenger RNA from Myxocyprinus asiaticus (Chinese sucker), 7701 nucleotides. It is a transcript of the gene adgrl1a, whose product is annotated as adhesion G protein-coupled receptor L1a. The coding region runs from base 624 to 5177 and encodes 1517 amino acids. Gene Ontology annotation, biological process: heterophilic cell-cell adhesion; adenylate cyclase-activating G protein-coupled receptor signaling pathway; cell surface receptor signaling pathway. The transcript has 25 exons. Gene Ontology annotation, molecular function: latrotoxin receptor activity; carbohydrate binding; G protein-coupled receptor activity. Gene Ontology annotation, cellular component: postsynaptic density; presynaptic membrane; axon. The record is from RefSeq and is a predicted model, not a curated record. Lineage: Eukaryota; Metazoa; Chordata; Actinopteri; Cypriniformes; Catostomidae.